Oryza brachyantha (malo sina) is the source of this 651-nucleotide messenger RNA. Its product is annotated as MOB kinase activator-like 1A. The coding region runs from base 1 to 651 and encodes 216 amino acids. Gene Ontology annotation, biological process: positive regulation of protein phosphorylation; signal transduction. Gene Ontology annotation, molecular function: protein kinase activator activity. Gene Ontology annotation, cellular component: cytoplasm; nucleus. The record is from RefSeq and is a predicted model, not a curated record. The transcript is spliced from 7 exons. NCBI's taxonomy places the organism in Eukaryota, Viridiplantae, Streptophyta, Magnoliopsida, Poales, Poaceae.
AUGAGCUUGUUCGGUCGCAGCAGCAGGAGCCACCUGACGUUCAGGCCCAAGAAGAGCGCCACUUCCGGGGGCAAGGGGUUGCAGCUGAAGAAGCACAUCGAUACCACCCUGGGCAGCGGCAACCUGCGAGAGGCGGUCCGUCUGCCAAUUGGAGAGGAUCUCAACGAAUGGCUCGCUGUCAACACUGUAGACUUCUUCAACCAAGUGAGUGUUCUGUACGGCACCCUGAUGGAGUUCUGCACUGCAGCUACCUGCCCGAUCAUGUCUGCCGGACCAAAGUAUGAGUACAGGUGGGCUGAUGGAGUGAAGGUGAAGAAGCCUGUUCAAGUGUCUGCUCCAAAGUACGUGGAGUACCUGAUGGAUUGGGUGGAGACCCAGCUUGACGACGAGGCCAUUUUCCCUCAAAAGAUUGGGGCUCCCUUCCCUCCAAACUUUGGCGAGGUGAUCAGGACCAUCUUCAAGCGGCUCUUCAGGGUGUACGCCCACAUCUACCACUCUCAUUUUCAGAUGGUUGUCAAGCUCAAGGAGGAGGCCCAUCUCAGCACUUGCUUCAAGCACUUUGUGCUCUUCACAUGGGAAUUCAGUUUGAUCGACAGGGCAGAGCUGGCUCCUCUGAAAGACCUGAUCGAGCCGAUAAUUCUUCGGUACUGA